AAAUCAGUGAAUCAAAUCAAAAAGGUAACAAAAUAUUCAAAACGCCGAUGAUCGCAGAAAAAUCUAUCAUUCUUGUUGUGUUUCUUUACUAUAAUUCAAUAAUACAUUUUAACAAUUAUUGAAUCAUGGCUGAAGGUAACGUUCAUCCAACAAAACGGCUUAGAUUAACUGGAAACUCGGACUGGCAUGCUUGUGCUAUACUGACUGACGAGUAUUCAAAGGAGUCUCCUCUUGUUCGCGUUUAUUUAAGUCAAUUGGAAAGUAAAAGCCAAAUAUCAAGUGUAAUGCAGGAACUAAGCAAAUUAUUGCCAAUGGAACACAUGGGUCUUCAACAUUUAAAGCGUGUUCGGCAGCAGGAAAUCAUAUUGUACAAAGUCAAAGAUAUUAAUAACCAAACCUCAAGAAAAUAUUUAAAUUCUCUAGGAUUCAGCAAAGAAACCGUUGAAAUUUUAUGCAGAGAUGUACGUGAAUAUGAUGUUCCGGCUUUCCCGCCCAGGUUACGCUGGCAAUAUGAAUUAGCACAGCAGCGUUGGCCAAGCAAAUUUCAUGCAAACAAAUAUAUGGAACUACUUUACGACGGGAGUAUGUUUAGCGAGGGGCAACGAAUUUUCCACUCCAAGGUUUGGCUUUUACUGAAUUCAAUUUCAAGUGAGUUGGAGCACAAUAAGCCAUGUAGUAUUUGCAUAGAUCCGCGUAACGAUACAGUGGUUGCUUUGGCGGCCAGUAGGACUACUCUAAAUCCUGUAAUGCAUUGUCCAAUGGUGUUGGUAGAUUUCGUAGCACGUACACAGAGUGGCGGUGCUUGGCUAAAGGAAUUUUCAAACGAGUUUCAAAGUAUUUACAAAGAUUCCGACAGCAGCAAUGAUUUUUAUUCCGUUACAAACGGAAUACCUGAGAAAUAUUUGGAGUUUAUUCAAUCAGAUGCACGUUUUAAAGACUUAAAAAUUGGCGCAGAACCUCUAAGAACAAAAACUACGGUGCAGUCGGCGGAGCAAACUACACAAGUUGAAGACAACUUGGUAAAAUAUGGCCCCUAUUUAUGUACCGGAUAUGAUGUGUAUUUGAGCCAAGAGCCGUGUCUAAUGUGUGCUAUGGCGCUGGUACACAGUCGCGUGAGAAGAAUAUAUUUUGAUAAACGUUCUACGAAUGGAGCAUUAGUAACUCGAUUAAAGCUACAUUCUGUAAAGGAAUUGAACCAUCACUACGAAGUUUUUGAAUGCAAAAGAAAAUCCAAUAACGAAUGUUGUAGGUGACGUAUGUGCUAUUA
Molecule: messenger RNA, 1267 nt
Organism: Rhagoletis zephyria (snowberry fruit fly)
Lineage: Eukaryota; Metazoa; Arthropoda; Insecta; Diptera; Tephritidae
Product: probable inactive tRNA-specific adenosine deaminase-like protein 3
Biological process (GO): tRNA wobble adenosine to inosine editing
Cellular component (GO): nucleus; cytoplasm
Molecular function (GO): tRNA-specific adenosine-34 deaminase activity
Source: RefSeq, a predicted model, not a curated record